GGCAAGGUGGGCGGCGAUGAGUGGGUGUUUUGGGGAGAGAGAGAGGUGCUGGCGGGAUGGGGUGUGUUUGGGAAGAGGGGGUAGAAGUGUGGGUGGGGAUCCGUGAGCAAGAUACCUAGGCCGUUUUCGUAGACAAAUGAGGAAUUCUUCAAGUGCUGUCCAAGACUCCGGUGAUUACGCUUCCGCUCGCUAUCUACUGUCCGCUAUAUGUCCAGUACUAGUUUUUCUUGUGCAGCUUGUAGGCGCUAUGCUUCGUGUCAUCAACAACAACCCAAUGGACGAAUUACACCCAUCUCCGUCGAUCGCUGGAACACAACCGAAAACCCGGGGCUUGCGUGCCCGCCGUCCAAAACAGCCUGAGCAUCCAAUUCCGAAAUCAUAACGAUACCCCAUGACGAUAACCCACAACCUUU
Trematosphaeria pertusa is the source of this 413-nucleotide messenger RNA. RefSeq lists its product as uncharacterized. NCBI's taxonomy places the organism in Eukaryota, Fungi, Ascomycota, Dothideomycetes, Pleosporales, Trematosphaeriaceae. Bases 137 to 382 code for a protein of 81 amino acids. The record is from RefSeq and is a predicted model, not a curated record. The transcript has a single exon.